Molecule: messenger RNA, 459 nt
Organism: Baudoinia panamericana UAMH 10762
Lineage: Eukaryota; Fungi; Ascomycota; Dothideomycetes; Mycosphaerellales; Teratosphaeriaceae
Exons: 1
Coding region: 1-459 (152 amino acids)
Biological process (GO): box C/D snoRNP assembly
Source: RefSeq, a predicted model, not a curated record
AUGUCAACCUCAAGCGAAGAGAGUUCGGAUACAGAUUCCGACGAGGGCUCCGGGAUCGUAACGGUUGGCGGUCCUCAGAAGCCGUUUAUCGACAAAGCUGCACCUACAAGCAGUGCUUCAGACCUGCAAGCAAGACUGGCCGCAUUGUUGCCCGAGUUAGCUGCUGCGAACCGGCAGCUGGAACAAGGCGGAAAGGAUUAUGAUAUGGAGGAUGUCCAGGAUGGUGAGCAGCACAUCGAGAUGAACCUUGGUUUGGGUGUCCUGGAAGAGAAGCACGGUGAUGAGACAAGUGCAGAAGAGGAGUCCAGUGAGGACGAGAGCGAGGUUGAUGAGGACACUGCGCCCACAAGCCUGUUACAUGAGUACCGGCCACAAGACAAAGAUACUCGUGUCAUGCAGAAGCUGACUGGACAGCACAAAACGAUGCAGCGGAAGGUUGCAAUAGAGGAGCUUGGAUGA